CCACCACCAUCACCACCACCCCCAACCAAUCCUCGCUGAAUGUUACCAUCCCCCACUUUGUGUGAACGUCGAUGCCGCUUCUUUUUUUUCUCUCCUCCAGAAAUCAGCGAAGCGAAGCCUCGGUGAAAAGCAGCCAGCACUGAACGCAGGAGGAAAACAGUGACAACGAACCGACUCCACGGAGACAUUUUAACCGUCCGACAUCCCGACCCUCCGACAUCAGCCCGAUAACUGAUUUCCCUUGCCAUUUACCAGCUUACGUUGCCAUGAGAAUGGCCAACGGACUUCACACCGAUCAAAUCAGCUUCUUCUAUCAACCUGAAAUUGCUCAGAAUCCAAAGAGUAAGGGAAGAGUUCCUUCCAUAAUGAACCCUGUGUACAGUCCUCUCCAGCCAGGGAAUCCCUAUGGCAACCCCAAGAACAUAACAUACGCAGGCUACCCCACGGGCUACUCCGCGGCUGCCGUUCCCCAAGCGUAUGCACACAGUGUCUACCACACCGGCAAUGCGGCCUUCCCCCAAGUGCUGCUGCUGAAGCAGGGCUGGCCCCAGGCGUCUAUGGAGAUGGCGGGGGCCCAAGAGGGUCCCUAUGACCCGGCCCUGGACGCAGGCUCUGAUGGCCGACAGUACCAGGCCUCGGCCACAGCCUUCAGGUACACAGCAGGUACCCCGUACAAGGUGAACCCCAUGCAGUCGACCGGGGCACCUCCACCUUACUCCCCGUCUGCCAACCCCUACCAGAUGUACCCCAUCAGGAGUAUCUACCAGCAGAACCUCUACGCCCAGGGGGCGUACUACACGCAGCCGGUCUACGCGGCGGCCCAGCCCCACGUCAUCCACCACACCACGGUGGUGCAGCCCAACAGCCUCCCCUCCACCCUCUACCCCACGCAGGUCCCCACCGGAGCCCCCUCCCCAUCUCCCGCACCCGCCCCCCGCUCCGGUGCCUUGCCAAUGGGCAUGGUUAGCGGCACCACCAUGGCCAUGUCCACAGGCACCCUGCUGACCACACCCCAGUCCACUCAGCACAUGGGAGCCCCGUCGGUAACCAUGCCAACCUACCGGCCCCAGGGGGCCCCUGGGUACAGCUACGUGACCCCCCACUGGUAGAACCACCUGCAGCCCCCUCUCCCCCUGAUUGAUAACAUCACGUAUUGCCUCCGUGGGGAUCAGAGCCGGGCUAGGCACCAGGAACAAGCAGUGAAACUGAAGGGCCGACUUCAUGUGUUUUUUGCGUUUUGUAACCGUUUUUUUUUUUUUGUGUCAACGUUAGACUGUUUGUUUUUAUUUUAUUUUAUUUUUUUAGCCAGCUGGAUUGUGGAUUGUCUUUGUUGUAUAUGUUCAACACUCUUCGAAUCCAAACACUGGCACAUUGUACAGGUCCUCUCUUGUAUAGUUGUGGCUUCUUAACAUGUUGGUGUCUGUAUAUAUGUUCUUUGGUUCUGAAAACUGAACAAAAAGCUUAUAGCGGCCAGUCAGUUCCUUCAGCAGUGAGAAUGUAAAUAUUACUUUGAAUGCUGACGUUUUCAUAGAUCUGUUUUGUUAUGUUUUGUAAAUAGGCCCUACUUAGCUCAACCAUAACUUCCCAGUUAUUUAAUGGGAACAACAUUUCAUAAUUAGUUUGCCUUUCUGUUUGCGAAUAAGGUUGCAUUUCAACCGUGCAACCCUGUUGGGACUGUUAGACACCAGGUGUCUGUCAGUUGUAUUCUAUUCAACCCUGUUGGUUUUUGUAGAUUAUAAUAUUAUUAUUAUUUUUUUUUUAAUUUCAUGAUAUUUUUAGUUUUAGUGGAAAUAGAUUCCGCUGAAUGCUAGCACUGAUGUGGUGGACCCUCUUAUGUCGGGACACCUUCAAACAACGUUUGCAAAGCCAUGUAGAAGAUGUCAGCCUUGCACAUCACCUAUAGCGUACCAAGAAAUUAAAAACCAUAUUUAGUAACACUCGAUAUAUUCUAUAAGUGGUAUCCUUACAUGUUUCGCUGGGUGUACUGUACGUGAGAGUGAGUAGUCAGGAGUAUGUACGCACAUUCAACGCGAGGACUCGCAGUACACUUUAAGCACCGCAAGAGCGUAUAGAAAGUCCACAUAUGCACAUUUAGGCUGUACAGACGUCAUGGGGGCCUAUAUUUCACCGGGUCUGUGUACACACGUGGACACUUGUGUACGUAAGGCUUGUGCAUAUACACAAGUCAACACUUGUGUAUAAAUGCCUUAUACUAUGAGUAUAAAGGAUUGUUUUUUUUGUUGGCUUGUUCCAAGUGAGUGUGUGUGUAUGUGUGUGUGUGUUUAAUAUAUAUAUAUAUAUAUAUGUGUAUAUACAUAUAUAUAUAUAUAAUAACUGUGGAAUACAUCAAAGUAGAAUACAAAUAUGUACAGCUGAGGGCCGACAUUCUCCUUGCGUUUCGAAGUUCUUCAGUGUUUUUGUUCUGUUUUCAGUGACCACCUUAGACACACAAACACUUGGCGUUGUGUCUCAAAGGUCUCUACUUUACAUCCACCAUCAGAUCAAAGGUGGCCGUACUGUCUGUAAUUACAAAGGUAAAACUAUGAAUAUCGUCAAACACUGUUGUCACAAUGUGUCAGGGUGGGUUGUUGCUCCUCAGGCUUUGUAGCUGCAAGGUCAGACAGGCUUCGACAUGAUCCUUGAAGCUCACAAGCCAAAGGGCAGUGCUCCUCUUUGGCACACAUUUGAUUCUAUUUAAUUGUAUUCUACAGGGUAUGUGUAUGAAAAUAUACACACAUACACACAAAGGACUAUACUGGUGUUGGGUAUCGUCCUGUCCCAAACCAGGGCUUUGUGGUUGACGUCAUCAUUCAAAAAGCCUGGUCUAUGCAUAAACACGCAGGAUGCAGAGAACAAUAAACUGGGUUUGACUUUCUGAAUGCUAGUUGGUAGGGGGGUUCAGUUAUCCAGUGCAUGCGGACCUCGCAAUAUGAGCCCAGCGAUCACCUCACUAACUUGCGAUGUAAUACCUGAAUGGUUGGAUGGGUUUUCCCCCAGCCGGAAUACCACACCGCCCACCCGCCCUCUUCCUGGACACAAUGCCAGGGUGGGAUGGAAGGAAGUUUGCUCAUGGGCCACGACCAGGGGAACACGCACAUUGACUUCAGGGGUUUAGGUUCUGCUGCUUGGCGUGGGUGUGUGUGUGUGUGUGUGUGUGUGUGUGCGCGUGUGAUUUGAGUUGUGUUGCUUGACGUGGAUGUGUGUGUGUUUGAAUAGGAGUGCUAGAUUAGAAACAUUUGCACAAAGACGUAACGGUAAUCUAUGCCAUUUAGAAAGGCAACUCAUUACAUUUUGUUGGCUUCUAUUGGGUUGUAUAUGAUUUGAUUCUAGGUUCAGGACAUUAGAACUGUCCCCUCAAAGCAAGUCUGUGUACUAUUGAUAUAGUCGUCAGAGAGUAGAUAUUUUCUGGUAUUUUGGUUACUGUAAUGUCGUGAUAAUGUCAGUCCUAAUGUUUUCAUUUAAGUCCUAUUGUCCUAUUUUAGCUUAACUAAUUGAGCCGCCACCCGCUCAGUCACCAUAUCCACACUAUAGGGAAUAUCUCCACAUUUUCUCAUGAGCAUUGAACAGCUAAUGCUAAAACACAUUUGUUGGGUCAUCAUUGAAAUGAACAUACUGGGUCAAAACGUGCUUUUGGCUUUUAGCAAUAUGGUCCUGGUCUAUUUCCAGUCUACUGUUGAUACUAGGGGGUGACUUUUACCUUACUGAAACCUAUAGCAUCGGGAGCAUUUUCUCCUGCUUUCCACAUGAUGUGAAGCCAGAUGUAAUGUAAUGCAAGGCCUGGGACAAUGCACAUGACUAUUAAACAGACACCAGUCAAUGUGAAUGUUGUGUUUCAUGCUAAAUCAAGGGGGUUCAACCUUUAUUCUACAAAUAUUCUUAUGCAUAUCGUCCUUAAAUUGCUAAAAGAUAUCUGCUCUAUUAAUAAUUCCAAUUGUGGUAUUUUUGUUUUAAAAUAGGGAGAAGGCAUUGUUUUGCAAACCAUAAGAUUCGCUUUGCCAUAAUCGGCUAUUGUUAUUACCUAUAACCAUUGAUAAGGCAAAUAUUCAUGUUAAUUGCUUGCAUUUGUGACAGCACAGAUGGACAUCAUGUUAACUGUCUAUAGUCAACAUCUCCCUUGACCUUUCAACAUGUAAUCAUGUAUCCCUCCCUCCUCUCUCACACACACACACGCACACACACACACACACACACACACACACACACACACACACACACACACACACACACACACACACACACACACACACACACACACACACACACACACACACACACACACACACAUAGAAACAGACACACACACACUACACACACACAUAUAGGACACAAACUCUGAGUAAUAGUAAUAGUGGUUAAUUUACAAGGAUAUAACGCCUACUUGCAAGUAUAAGAUAAAAGUAUGGCUUGUGAUCAAGGCAUAUAGGCAUGACAUGGUGCAUUACGGCGACAUUGGUGUAUAAUGAGAUUUUGCACUUCGCACAUUCGGUUUUUCCGUCCGUUGUAGUCACAAGUAUUUCAAAGUGCAAGGAAGCUCGCUCUAAUUAUUGUCGAGUAUUGGGUAUGUCGCCAUCUAAAAAAAUAUCAUAGGUCUGUUUGUUACAUGGUUACCUUUGGUCAAACAAAAGUUGAUACUUUACAACUGUAUGUCUUCCAAAAAACAUAUGUCGCCCAAAAUUUAGUUUAGUGUGCAUCUUGUGAUACAGAAUCUACCAGCCAAUUAGUUAGACUGUAAUGCUGGCUCUUAAGAAAGCAGCUGUGACGUUGGAAUCUAUCCUAUGGUCUAUGUAUGGGUUAAGGUCAACAAGGGCACAGCCCUGCUAUUAAUGUGUGCAGAUCAACUGUAAUUGCUUUUUUUAUGUUGUAGUUCAUGAACGACGCGACAGGAAUUUGUAAACCUUAUUGUACCAUCUUUAAGAUUAAAAAAAUAUAUAUUAAAGAAAAACUUUGAGUACAAACCCA
Gadus macrocephalus (Pacific cod) is the source of this 4959-nucleotide messenger RNA. Its product is annotated as protein FAM168A-like. Gene Ontology annotation, biological process: positive regulation of base-excision repair. NCBI's taxonomy places the organism in Eukaryota, Metazoa, Chordata, Actinopteri, Gadiformes, Gadidae. The record is from RefSeq and is a predicted model, not a curated record.